This is a messenger RNA of Gongylonema pulchrum, 692 nucleotides long. Lineage: Eukaryota; Metazoa; Nematoda; Chromadorea; Rhabditida; Gongylonematidae. The record is from the annotation of a GenBank genome assembly.
AUGGAUUUGGAUGAUGGCCAAUACUCCGGUCGUUUGCGGCGGUUCUUUUUCGGCGAUGAAUCUUGGAAAUUGGCAGCAAAAGAUUCUGACGUGGAAAAAAUGUUCCGGAAAUUUUUCUCGAAACUGCAAACUCGAAUUCAAAGGUUGAAACAGCAAGCACGAAAAACAGAAGAUAAAAGCGAGCAUCCGGCACUGUCUUCAGAUAUUCCGGGAACAUCAGCUGCUUCUAAUAUUUUGGGUUUCCGUGAUGGUGGUUUCGAUCGACGCUUAACAAUGCGUGUGGCCAUCGACGUGCUCAAAAAAAACGAUUUUGAGCUGCGCGAAUUCACGCAAUUACGUCGCCUUCGUGCUUCGCAGGCCAGCUUACCCAUUGCCGAAAAACGUGCCGAGAUUUUACAAACACUUCAAAAUGUUCCGCAGUAUCUUCUCGACGCUGGAUAUGAUCGUAUUGCAUGCACACAACCACGUCGAAUUGCGGCAACAGUGCUUGCGCGACGUGUUGCAUACGAAACACUGAAUGAAUAUGGCAGCAAAAUUGCCUAUCAAAUAAGAUUCGAAAGAACCCGUACAAUGAAAACUCGUCUAUUGUUCCUCACCGAAGGACUGCUCCUGAGACAGCUACAGACCGACCCUCAACUUAGCCAGUACAGUGUAUGUGACAUAUAUAUACGAAAGACAGUACGGGCCUAAAA